AUGGCUACCGCAGUACAGUCUGCCAUGACCAUGGCCCCCUUCAACCAACACCCAAAUCAAUGCGUCGACCCCAAUGAGUUCUUCGACUUUGGCCAGAUGCCCUCGCCCACGCAGCCCACGACGCUGAAGAGGGAAUCCAGUGCGACGUCGACCAUGGCCAGUCCCACCAGCACAAACAUUGACGACGAACUCCAGACCCCCGCAAAGCCCAGCCACGAGUACGAGCGCUUCAAGCAACAGACCGGCCUGCCCUCCGGAUCCCUUGCUGGCCUGAAUGCUGGAUACAACACCGGCUUUCCCAUGUUCUCUUCCACCGGCUUGGAUGAGAUGGCCAUGAUGGGCGGCGACUCGAUCAUGGACGGCGCCUGGAACACCGGCCUGCCCAUGGACGUUGGAAUGAACAUGGGCGUCGACUACCGCCAGAACAGCUUCGUCUUCAACGAGGCUUCAGACGACUACGUGGACCCAAGCGCCAUCACACAAGAGGAGGUCACCAACGUCAGGGUGUGGCCUGGUAUGCAUCAACAGCAGGCUGCCAUGGCCAAGGCGCAGGCGCAGGCCCAGCAGCAGCGAGCGCAACAGCUGGCCCACCAGAAGCAACAGCACGCCAUGCAGCAACAACAGCAACAGCAGCAACAGAACCGCAUGCCCUCUACUAGCUCCGCUAGCCGCAAGACAUCGAGCCCGCUCAGCGACGCUCACACCGAAGAGAUGAUUACCCGUGUUGUCGCACAGAUCCGUGCCGACAGCCAGAACGCGUCUGCUUCCAUGCAGAACGACAACCAGGGUCUCCUUCCCCAUAUCAUCCGCGCAAAGAAGGACGAAGAGGAUAUGGAUGAGGACGAGAGGCUGCUCGCUUCAGAGGAGGGCAAGAAGCUUAGCUCCAAGGAGCGCCGCCAGCUCCGCAACAAGGUCUCAGCGCGCGCGUUCCGCUCAAGAAGGAAGGAAUACAUCGGCCAGCUUGAAGGCGAAGUUGCCAUGAAGGUCAACGAGGCCAACGAACUCCGCGCUCAGAACCGCCUCCUCAUGGAGGAGAACGCCCGCUCCCGCGCUUUCAUUGAGCGUCUGCUCCGCCACCAAGCCUUUACGCCCUUCCUCGAGGAGCUCUCUCGCGAUGAGUCGCUCCAGAGCAAGGCGCCCAUGACCUCGAUGCCGUCAACCGCAACUCCCGUUACCACUGCUCCUGCCCCGGCUCAGUUCCAGCAACAACAGUUUAACGGCAUGUCCCAGGCCGAGAACACCCACGUCGGUAUGACCAUGGUUCCCGAGCCCCAAAUCGACUUCGCCAUGCUCAACUUGAACAACAACAACAACGGCAACAACUGGGGUGCCAACAACGGCUUCAACUUCCAGCAACCCGUCGCUUUCGCCGUCACUGAGCUACCUGAGGGCCCUAGCAACCCCCUUGACAUCGAGGCUAUGUCUGGCAAGGGAUACAGUGCUAUCCUGAACGCCGAGGACGACUCGCCUGUUGAGGAGGUAAAGGCUGACUACCCCGUCAUAGAGCGUCCCGUCCAGUCCGAGCCCGCUGUUGCCGAUGAGGCCGAAGAGGAGGAUGCCGAGUACGACCUUUACUACUCAUCUUCUCCUUCAGCCGCUUCAUCCGCACCGCUUGAGGACCAGGAGGUGCUCUUCACCAACCCGGAGAAGGCCUUCGCACACUACUCGCUAGUCAUCUCAGAUGAGUCAAACGAAGCACGCCUAGCCGAGCGUCUAGAGAGGAAGAUUGCCGCCAUGAGCCCCGUCAUGCAAAGAAUCGCUGAUAUCACAUCGAUGUUCGACUCAUAG
Alternaria atra is the source of this 1788-nucleotide messenger RNA. RefSeq lists its product as uncharacterized. Gene Ontology annotation, molecular function: DNA-binding transcription factor activity. Gene Ontology annotation, biological process: regulation of DNA-templated transcription. Bases 1 to 1788 code for a protein of 595 amino acids. The record is from RefSeq and is a predicted model, not a curated record. The transcript has 2 exons. NCBI's taxonomy places the organism in Eukaryota, Fungi, Ascomycota, Dothideomycetes, Pleosporales, Pleosporaceae.